Molecule: messenger RNA, 416 nt
Organism: Drosophila rhopaloa
Lineage: Eukaryota; Metazoa; Arthropoda; Insecta; Diptera; Drosophilidae
Exons: 2
Coding region: 96-416 (106 amino acids)
Source: RefSeq, a predicted model, not a curated record
AGUGGUUCUGACUGCCAGCGUCGUUAGUUGAAUUAAAGCCAGUGCGCGAACAGUUUCAAGACGCUUCAACCAUAAAUCAUACAUAGACAAACAAAAUGAAAUUCACUCUACUUCUGCUUGUGGCCAGCCUCGCCUGUAUCCUGGCCGCACCUGCUCCCGCCGCCGAGGAGCAGCAAGAGUCCUCGGUGAAGGCCAAACGGGGCUUGUCCUUGGGACUGGGCUACCACCACGCCCCCCUGGUCACCCAUUCGCACUACAUCUCCGCCCCCACGGUGGUGCACCAUGCCCCGAUUAUCUCGCAUGCACCGCUCAUCUCGCAUGCACCGCUCAUCGCCCACGCCCCCCUGAUCGCCCACCACCCGGUGUCCUCGCUGUCGUACCACCUGCCCAGCUACCACUCCAUCCACCACUUCUAA